UGAAAAUUACAACACUUAUAUAGGGCUUGACUGGGCGAAUGGUAUGGAGGAUAUUCCCCUUGGCCGAGGAGCCUUGAACCCCGAGGAGUCUCAGUCACAGAAUAAGUGCCAUAUACCACAAAAAUGAGGAGAAACGUUUUCAUAGAGCUAUAAAGUCAAUCAGAUGAUAAAUCUGUCCCCAAGAGGGCUGCAGAGGUUCACUUGUUGAAUUCAUUCAAAAUAGAAAUGGACAGAUUUAGCAGAUAUUAAAGAAAUGAAGGGACGUUGAGUCAAAAAAUGGAGGUGGAAGAUAGCAUUAUCUUGGAAGAACAGCAGAGCAAAAUAGUCUCCCCUUGCACACUUCGUCCUAACCUUUUCUCAGGUUUAAACUCUCAGAGUCUAACUAACUCUAACAAGUGUUUGUAGGGAAGGAGAGUAAAGUUAUUGGACAGGGAACAGCAUAUGUGGGAAAUCAUCCCAGAUUUUCGGUCAAGAGUUUUUCUGUUCACCCACGACCGGUUAAUGAACGAGCAUCGUGAUAAAUGAGAUGGCGUGCUGGGGUCAUAGGAGCGGUAGUACAAGGAAGGAGCUGGCUGUUGUCAGCACACGCCUAGAACUUGUUGCAAUGUUUCCAGACGGCGUUGCUGAGACGGUAGGUGACUGGGACAAUGGAGGGGGACGGGAUUAGAUCCUUGGUGGACACGAGGCCAUUGCCGAAGAAUGGAUGGAGAGGAGGGAUGGAAUGCUUUACCAGCCGGCAGAGAGUGGAAGGGAGAAACGGGAGGAGGGUGUUGGCCAAGCAGGAUGAAGAAGGGCGGUGUGCCAUUAUCGCAUAGCUGACCAUUUGUGGGUUUGAUAGGAAAUUAUGACUCUUUCCCACCUUUGCCACUGAACAUGGAAAUGGAUGCCUGGCCCAUCUCUGGGAUUGAACUUUCAUCCUGCGACAGUGACAGUCUCUAUCUAAUUUAAUUGGUUUACACCGGGAUUUUGGAGGAUUAUUGCUCGGGAUGAUGGGAUUACCCAGGCAGAGCAAACACCAGGCGCACCAGUUAUUGGAUUAUUAAGUGUCGUUGGUUCUGGGGGAUGAUCCCAGCUGCGGUGGGGGAUUCUGGAACUGAGUUGCUCCCAGGACUGUGAAUUCAGGCGGGGACGUGAGCAGCGAUGCUGAGGUGGGCGUCAGCGGUUUGGGGGUGAUCUGCCCGUGCUGGGACUUUACCAGGGAUGCUCAGGCUGCCUUGGCAAUGGGUUUAUUCCGCCGCCGUUGACGUCAUGAGGCAGAGGGAGGUUUAGGCACUGCCUCAGCCGAGAUGGCGGCUUGCUUCAGUCCGAGGAAGGUGCAGUCGUGCUGAACGGACCCACCGAUAGAGGAGGCCGGCCAGAUGAUGCUGUGGGGUGGAAUUUUGCCGAUGCAGAGGCCGUGAAUCAUCUGCUCGCCGUCAUUCCCCCUCGGAGCGCGUAUUCGCGGCUGCAGCGAGCCGAGCCGGGCACGGCAGGUGGAUCAUCGCCCCGCACCCUUGCACCCGCUCGGGACCAUGGCCGCAGAAGGUGAGCUGCUCAAGUCGCAGAGCGUGGAGCAGUACAAGGCUGAGAUCGAGAGGCUGGCCAAAGAGCUGUCCGAAACGACCCACGAGAAGAUCCAGGCUGCAGAGUACGGGCUGGUGGUGCUGGAGGAGAAGCAGUCGCUGAAACAGCAGUACGACGAGCUGGAAAGCGCCUACGAGACCGUCAGACACGAGCUGGAGCAGUUGAAAGAGGCAUUUGGACAGGCGUAUUCCAACCAUCGCAAAGUCGCAGAGGAUGGCGAGACCCGUGAGGAGACUCUUCUGCAAGAGUCUGCUUCGAAGGAAGCGUAUUACCUGAGUAAGAUUCUGGAACUGCAGACAGACUUGAAGCAAGCCAGGACCAUUGUGGCAAACGUGCAGUCUGAAAAUGAACGGCUCAGUGCUGUUUCAUUGGAUCUGAAGGAGAAUAAUGAAAUGUUGGAGCUGCAGCGAAUACGAAUGAAAGAUGAGAUUCGAGAAUACAAGUUUCGUGAAACGCGACUACUGCAGGACUACACUGAGUUAGAAGAGGAGAACAUCACUCUACAGAAGCUUGUCUCAACCCUCAAGCAAAAUCAGGUAGAAUAUGAAGGGCUCAAACACGAGAUUAAACGUCUGGAAGAGGAGACGGUGCUGCUCAAUAGUCAGCUGGAAGAUGCCAUACGGUUAAAGGAAAUUGCCGAACAUCAGUUGGAGGAAGCGCUGGAGACUUUAAAGAAUGAACGUGAGCAGAAGAAUAAUUUACGCAAGGAGCUCUCGCAGUAUAUCAACAUGAGCGACAGCAUGUACAACAACCACAUAAACAUUGCUGUCGAUGGACUAAAAUUCUCUGAGGAUGGUAAUGAGCCCAAUAACGAUGAUAAAGUAAAUGGACACAUACAUGGCUCAUUGGUAAAACUCAAUGCCGAUUACCGAACAUCUACAACCAGAAAAACUGACAACCCAGCUCUGGUCUCUGAUCUGUUCAGUGAGCUGAACAUUUCAGAAAUGCAAAAACUAAAGCAGCAACUUAUACAGGUGGAGCGGGAAAAAGCCAUACUCCUGGUCAAUCUUCAGGAAUCUCAGACACAACUGGAGCACACCAAGGGUGCACUGACAGAGCAGCAUGAACGAGUCCACAGUCUGACGGAGCAUGUGAAUGCCAUGAGGAGGCUCCAGGUCAACAAGGACUUAAAGACCGACCUGGAAAAUGAGAAAGGGCGCGAGUCUGGGGAAGAAACUCAUGACUAUGAAGUGGACAUUAAUGGACUGGAAAUUCUGGAGUGCAAGUACAAAGUUGCAAUCACGGAGGUAAUAGACCUCAAAGCAGAACUUAAAAGUUUGAAGGAAAAAUACAACAAGUGUGUGGAGACAUACACCGAAGAAAAGACCAAAUAUGAAAACCGUAUGCAAGAGUUGGACAAGCAAGUGAGCUGUCUGGAGAAAAUGAACAAGGAAUACGACGACAAGAUCAUACACUUUGAAACAGAAAUCAAGUCGUUGACAGUCAUGGCAAACGAGGGACAUAACACACUCAACGCAGCGCAGGAUGAGCUGGUGACCUUCAGCGAGGAGCUAGCACAGCUUUACCACCACGUCUGCUUGUGCAAUAAUGAGACCCCGAACAGGGUGAUGCUGGACUACUACCGGCAGAGCAGGGUGACCCGCAGCGGGAGCCUGAAGGGACCAGACGACCCUCGGGCUAUCUUGUCUCCACGGCUCGCCCGUAGAGGCCUAGCUUCGCCGGUUGACUCCAGAAACUCACCGGAACAUUCACCGAAGGAGUCCGGGAAAGACAAUACACAGCAGAGCCCAACCAAGCCGGUGAGCACUGUGGGCUCACCGGCAGUAACGGCGCCUCCCUCCUCGCCCGUCUCCGACCCGAGCGACAUCAGGAAAGAGCCCAUGAACAUCUACAACCUGAACGCCAUCAUAUGGGACCAGAUAAAGCAUCUGCAGAAGGCAGUGGACCGGUCCCUGCAGCUGUCCCGGCAGCGGGCAGCCGCCCGGGAGCUGGCCCCCAUGAUUGACAAGGACAAAGAAGUUCUGAUGGAGGAGAUCCUGAAGCUGAAGUCGCUGCUGAGCACCAAACGCGAGCAGAUAGCGACCUUACGGACAGUCCUGAAGGCAAACAAGCAGACAGCAGAGAUUGCCCUGGCAAACCUGAAGAGUAAAUAUGAAAAUGAGAAAACCAUGGUGACCGAGACGAUGAUGAAACUGCGAAACGAACUCAAGGCCCUGAAGGAGGAUGCAGCGACCUUCUCGUCCUUACGUGCCAUGUUUGCCACCAGGUGUGACGAAUAUGUGACGCAGCUGGACGACAUGCAGCGGCAGCUGGCAGCGGCCGAGGAUGAGAAGAAGACGCUGAACUCCCUGCUGCGUAUGGCGAUCCAGCAGAAGCUGGCCCUUACGCAGCGGCUCGAGGACCUGGAGUUCGAUCACGAGCAGUCUCGGCGCAGCAAGAGCAAACUGGGGAAAAGCAAAGUUGGCAGUCCUAAAUUUUUUGCAGAUUGUCAGCAGUCUGCUACAUCCAUACCGCCACACUGCUCACAACUAGACAGAGGAUGUGACUCAGAAACUGAAAGUCCUAAUAUAGCUCUCCAGGAAGAGCAACCACAUUCCAGAUCAAAAUGUGUCCCUCUCAGAUGUAUUUCUAAGGCUCCCCAUUCCUAAUCAUGCCACAGGAUGUUAUCCAUUGGAGAAGAAAGCAAGAUUCCACUGGCACUGAUGUGUUGCCAGGAAAGCCCAAAGGCUCCUCCUAUGUUGCUUCAGUGCUGAGCCCCAAAUCCUAUUGAUGGUGAGAACAAAGAAGAGAAUGUUGACCAACGUGAAAUGUGAAGCACUGAGCAUUUGUAUGGAAAAGCUCGUUUGCUGUUAUUUUCCCCUUCCUCCAUCUCUUAUUUUGGAGUAUAAAGGCUAACUAACUUUUGUGAAACAGUAGUUCACAGUCACUUGGUUUUUGCCCAUGAAACACAAAUAGAGAUCGGAAAAAAGGGGGCAGAGAAAAGCACUAAAAUAAUUAAUUUGCAGACGAUGGACAUCAGUCAUUCAGCAUCUGAGAUUAGAAACAGGAAUGGAUUUUGAUGUGUGUUUCAGUAAUUUUGGAAGCAUGAGGUGAUGCAUUUAUUUUGUAAGUUUGUCCUAAAUGAUGUUUCAUAUGUUGUGCACUUACAUGUUUGUUUGUUUUUACUUAUUGGAUGAUCUUUGGUAGGAAACUAUUAUUUGGAAAUGAUGUUGUGAUUGUCUAAAAGUAAAAAAGCAGUAUUUUGACAUGGUUAGCAUUCCUAGAUUAUGCUGUUACUAUACCGUGAGUUGGGCAUCAUAAGGGUCUGUGGCAAUGGUCACAACUGUAAACCAAGCAUCAGUUCUUCUUUUCUGAUGCUAGAGAUCUGCUAUUGUAUUUUUAUUUAUUCAUUUGUCCUUGUAUUUAACUUAUAAAUGGAUGCACUUGAUUUAUAUCUUUUCAUAAAACCAGAGUAUUAAGAUAUUUAUUUGAUGUUUGGACUAAGGUAGCAAACAGAAAUUGCUUGAUCUGCCAUGUGUUUUUUUUUCAAAAGGUUGAUACUGUUAUUGUUGAAUAGCUUUUUUUAUUGCUUCCAGACAUGGUAUUAUUAACUUGUUGCCACUGUUCAGCAAAAAAGAAAAACAGGAUAUUAUUGCCAAGGUACUAUCUUCUAGAUAACUGACUAUGUAGGCUACAAACAUUUUUCUAUUUUGUGUGCAAGGGCUUGGAACAUUUAUCUGUAAGUAUAAUGUCUUAAGGGUGACAAGUUUUACUUCUUGUUAGAUAAAUGUAUCCAAGAACCUGCAUAGACUGGUGUUGAUACUUGAAAUGCCAGAAUUAAUUGUGUUAUCACCAUGGAUCGGUAUUAAUAGAGUUUGAAGAGUGCUGAGGCUGAGCAAAGCCUGGGAACAUGUGAGCAAGUACGUGAAAGUCAUGGAUAGUACUGUUAUCAGAGUAGUAAUGAUGGGAAUCUUACCGACUAUUCCCUUUUUACAAGAUGAAUAUUCCUUUCACUCAUACAGUCAAACAUACUUCAGCUUCUCAUGAAGCCAAGAGUUUUCUGUCAGAGAUGUUUACAUUUUUGUUUUCACCAAGGUGAUGUUGGAAAAAAAGCUUUAUAUCUGUUGACUUUCUGUUUUCUGUUUGGCAUAUUUCACUAUUUGCACAAUUCACGCACAGUUGUGUUAUUAUAGAAUUUAAUUGAUUUAUAAUUAUAAUUUAGUUUACUUAGUUAAACAACUUAUUACUGGAUGUUGUUUUGAUUUGUAACUUUUCAUAAAACAAAUGAUAUAUAUAUAUAUAUGAAAAUAGCAAAUAUUAUGCGUGUGUAUAUAUAGAUACCAAUUUGUAAUUAUUCAUUUCUAUUAACAAAAUUCUGGGAAUGCACUGUAUCCACACCUGUGGCAUAACUGUAUUGCACUCAUGCCGUGCAAAAUAUUUUUUGUGCACAUCAACCUUUCUGUGGUGUGAAAGCAACUUCAGCCUAAUAGUCUUUUUUUUAAUGCAAGACUAUUCUCAGCACUGCCAUCAUAAGGCAAUGGAAUAUAUCAUAUUAAAGAAUCACAGUGAAAUAAAGGGCAAUCAAUUAACAAAGGGAAGAUGAACUAUUUGGGAAAAAAUUAAUUUUAAAUUCGUGGCAAAUAGAAAAAUGAAGUACAUGAAAGUACUCAUGUUAUUGGAGCUGGAUAUCAUUGUGCUGAAAAUACUACACCGUUCUUCUUGGUCUGAAAAUAUUUGCCAAAUAAUUCUUCCUGACGACAGUGCCCUAUUAUGGAUUUAUUAAUAUAAAUAUUACUAUCUUUAUACAAGCUAAUAGGUUACAUAUAACAAUCUGAGACUAAAGUAAGAAGCAAUUAGAAUUUUUAAAAAGUAGUUUCAUAACAAAUCCAUGCCAGUGUAGUGAGCCACAGGAAAAGAACUGUUUAGAUUCCUUUUUAUGCUCAUUUGGAAACUGAGAUCUGAUCUACAACCCACUCCUAUCCACCGCAGCUGCAAUGAAGGCAGCAGGGUCAUAUGGGUUGGGAAACCCCUGAAGCUGAAUUUCGGCAAUUAAUUGAAAUGAUUUCCCUCAAUUUUGUACACACCCUGAAUCAGGAUAGUGAAUCUGCUUUGGGCUCCUUCAGCUGAACAGAGUAGGUAAAUAAAUGAUGUGGCAGCUGAAAAAUUCUGUGAAACUACAGUUUUGAGAAGAACACAGAUUAUGUUGCAGUCAGUUUGUAAAUAUUUGUAAUUUAUACGAAAAUCAACAGUUUAUGCUAAUUAUGUGCAGUUAUCUACACUGAACAUGCAAAUUGUGAAUAAUGAUUUAAAAGAAUGACAUCAUCAUUCCGCAUUCCUUGCCUUCCAAUUUGUUGAUGUGUUGAUCACUACAAUCAUGAUUGCUCUCAGCUACUGUCCUGUUUUUUAACAGUCCAUUUGUGAACAAUGACAAAAAAUUCUAUUAUUACUGACAUUGUUAAAGCAUUCUGACAUAAUAUCCUUAGUUAGUCUGGACUGUUAUCAAAUGGUGUUGAAACAAAGUUCACAGUGUGAACAGGAUUGUUACUGUAAAGAACAAGCUGAAUUCAACUGAACUUAAAAUUGCGCACAAUAUCUAUUUUUUUGUUAAGUUACUUUAUGCAUAUUUUUAUAUAUCCAACAAAAUAAAUUAGUGAGAUAUAUUUUCCAUGGUAUCCAGCUGGAAUGUCAAAUACUUUUGACAUAGCAGCUGGAUGUCGCAAGGAUAAAGUGGUCUAAAUUAUCCACCCCGUCAUAUAUAUUAUAUAAAGAAUUUAACAAAUUGCAGUAUUAACGUUCUGUCACUUAAUGUUACUGGCACAUUAAGCAAACAGUAUGGGCUACAUAUUUCUCUCUGGUAAAUUGAGCCACAGAGAAAAAUGUAUUUCAAUGUCAUAUAUAAAAAGCACACAAAAGGCAUUUAAAGACAAAAUAUUAUUACUGCACUGAUAUUCUUUCCACCAUUAACUCCUAAAUCCAGUAACAUUGGGCUCAUGUAAAAAUUGGAUAUUGAAACAUGAGAGAUUAUUGACUUUGGAAUCCUGGAGAUAAUAGUCGUUUGCAUGUUAUUAGCUAUUUUACAGCAAGGGUUAACUUUAAGAAAUUUUUGUCUUCAGUGUUAAUGUUUAUGUAUAAAACUUCAUCUGGUGAUCUACUACACCCUGUACCUUCACGCCCAUUGUCAACCAUCCCUUGCGUUUUUUUUUUGUACCGCCUUAAAACUGAGCACCUAGUUCAAGAGCUCUUACUGAAAAGGAUACAUUGAAAUUGAUAAAGAACUUGAUUCUUCCUUCCACUGGAGAAUGGUUUCAGUUUAAAUGAUCAGUUUUCCUGUCAUGGUAACCUGUUUGCAGCCAUUGUACUUAGCCAGAGAAAUCUUGAGCUCUCAGGGUUGGCAAGGUCAUUCACCGUAGACAAGUUUCUUUUCCAAGUUUGCUCUCAACAUGUUGUACUAGCACAAUCAAAAUCAGCAGCUCCAAAAAUAUUAUCUCAGCCUUUGCAUAACAGAUGUAACAUUUUAAAUGUGUUAUUUGAUGGGAACUUCCUUGUGGUCCUAUCCAAAGAUAAUGGUGUGUGUGAUUUUUUUUUAAAUUACAGUACUUUUGAAGUCCUCCAUGACCCUGAGUUCCAAAAACUCCUCUAUUCACUUCAGCAAGUUCUUGUAAACCAAUAAUAUUUUCUAGGUAUUUGUGUUUUUGCUUUUUGUUGCUAUAAAUCCAGGAAUGAAGAACUGCAAAGUAUAAUAGGCAACCAGUGGGUUUUAUCAUGUGUAAUAACUGCCUUAUUAAAGUACAAUCACACACACUAACUGCUCAAGGUGUCUCAUAUGAACACAGGCAAAUAAAAGUAACUUAUAAAGUUAUGAUUUGUUAAAAGCAUACUGAAAAUAUGAUUGAAAGUUCUUUUUCUGAGUCUAUAAUGUAUACUUUUCAUUUCUGGAUACUAUUUAAAAAAUUUUUGGGCAUUCUAUUUGAACAUUCAAUAUUGUAGAGGUUUAAGUACUGACUUCUAGAACAAUGAUUAAAACUCUUACAAUAUAAUUAUUUAAAUUAUUUCAGCCUUAAAUUUGAGUUUUUAAGUAUAAUACACACACACACACACACACGAGAAGACAAUGAAUCCAAACAAAUUACUCUCUUUUCCACAGAUUAGCUGUUCAAUAUUCUCUCUAUGGUACUAUAGCUGUAUCCACCAAACCUAUACCAUUUAACUUUAUUUCAUAUCUGCCUUUGGUACAAUAGCAAGUGUCUUUUAUAAGAGGCUUGGUACAUUUAAAAUUUUUCUCCCUUAAAAAAAAGUUUUGUUACACAACAGACUGCUUGCCUGAAGAAUGGUUCAUAUUAAAAAGAACCAUUCUUGAUAUUAAUUUCAUAGCUAAUCAAAUGUACAAAGAGCACCAACACAUGAGUUGAAAGUGAAGUUUUAUUUAAUGAUCAGUGUCCACUGUGACCAAUCCAAGUGCAGAGAUGAGAUUGCACUUAAUAGCAAGAAGACAGGCACUACUGCUAGAAUCUCUGAUUUACUAAUCAUUCAAUCCACUUUCUCAGUAUAGAAAUUUUUUUAAAUAGUCUUUUUAAUCAUUGUUCUGUAUGACAUAGGCUGUUUUGGGGCUGCUAUAGGUCAUAAUUAAUUUAAACAUUUAUGGUAACAAUUGUCUUUAGUAAAAAUGUGAUGAAACUUCAACAGAAAAUCAGAGGUAGUUUGGUUGAUAGAUUAUACUUAUUAUAUGCUAUGAUUCUCAGGUCAGUGGAGAUUACUAUUUGACAGGUCUCCACGUGUUAAAAGUACUGAUGUCAUCUUAAGGUAGACCACUUAGCAAUCUAUCUUCUAAUGGCAUCAUUCAGGCUACAGUGAUUUCUAUGCUGGAACAUAACUUGACCUGAUCGAAAUCAUUUAGUUGUAUGGCGACCUUCUUAGCUUUGAACUCUGCUUUGGUCAGUUCUAGCCAAACUCUCAGAAAUUUUGCUUUACUCUGUGACAGUCUCAAGGCCAAACUUACAUAUCAUUUAUUCCCCUUCCCUUCUCCAUUAUAGAAGUAAAUCUGGAGUCAUUUUCUAUUCCAGCAGAGAAUAUCUGGAGUCUGAACUAUUAUUACAAAAUUAAUUUGUUUAGAACAUUAAUUGUUCCAUGCCUAUUUUGUGCCUUUUUGCAAAGUCAAUAAAGUCAUAAAUUUAAAUUUGCAUGUGCUAAAUACCUGAAAAACAGCUAUUUGUUUAACUAUCCUUAAAAAAAAGAACAUUUUAUAUAGCAUAAUGCACAUAGCCGAGAAGUGCAGAUAAGUUGAUGUACUAUAUGGUAUGUACUACCCAGAUGGGUUGGUAUCAUAGAAAUUCUUAUACUUCCAUACUAUUCAUAUUCAGCUUCAUAAAGUAUUCAUCUCCCUUGCUGAAAUUUGUAAUUUGGGAUGUAUAGUAACUAUUUGGUUGAUUCGUAGACUUUAGGAAUGGUAUUAGUGGAUUGAUCCUUUGAAUUUAAUGUGUUUGAUUCUGGUCUGUAUACAACUAUUGAAUUUUUUCCCCUUGGAUUAUAAAAUGUAAUGGAAGUAUUCCUUUGUGCUAAAAAAAAGUGAAUUCCUAUAUUACUGUGUAUAUUGUAAAGCAGACAAUCUAAGAUUCCCAGCUUUGAAAUUGGCUCCCUUUUCGUGUGACCUAAUUUGAAAUUAAUCCUACCAAAGGUUGAAAAGGGAAAUCAGCCACGAGGCCUUUGAUCGAUUUGGAAACGCAAAUCUGGAGCGAAUCUUUAAUUGAGUGGAUGUAGACUGACAGCACCAUCGUGGUGUGGUUUUAAUGCCCAGGCUGCCCAUUCCUGCCCUUGAAAUGGUGAAAAGGCUAAUGAAAAGCUUCAGAGAUGAAAAUAAAGCAAUUUAUCUGUUUUUAAAUUAUUUCUUAAAAAGCAACAUAAAACAGUGUAAUGUGUAAUUGUUUCCAAUAAAGAGGAGACAGUUUGUUUCUUGUGAUCCUGUC
This is a messenger RNA of Mobula hypostoma (lesser devil ray), 10463 nucleotides long. RefSeq names its product protein bicaudal D homolog 1-like. The coding region runs from base 1512 to 4172 and encodes 886 amino acids. NCBI's taxonomy places the organism in Eukaryota, Metazoa, Chordata, Chondrichthyes, Myliobatiformes, Myliobatidae. The transcript has 9 exons. The record is from RefSeq and is a predicted model, not a curated record. Gene Ontology annotation, molecular function: cytoskeletal adaptor activity; dynein complex binding; dynein intermediate chain binding. Gene Ontology annotation, biological process: positive regulation of receptor-mediated endocytosis.